CUCGUUUUCGUACUCGUUUCCCCGUUUUUUGCCGUUUAAUUCCAAGCAAGAGCGUUCGCAUGCCCUAAUUCGCCUUCGCCGCCUUCAAAUCCUCCGAUAUGAAACCCUAAUUUCUCCUCACCUCUCUCUCUCUCUCUCUCUCUCCGUUCGCCUUGGGCACAGCUUCCGUUCACUGAUGUUUCCUGUCAAUAUAGGAGGUGCUGAAUUGAUUGGUUGUUCGGUGUUUGAUUUUAUAGGCGUUUGAAGGGAAAUCGUAUUUGAAGAAAAGUGUAGCAUUUGCUCUGCUUGAGUUUAUGUAUUUAUAUUGAUAUUUAGUGAAAAAUCCCAACAGCAGUAUUUGCUGAAUUUAAAUGGCGGGAGAGGGAUCUAAAAUGAAUGGCUUUUCUUCGGGUCUGGCAGUUAUAUUAUCAAGUGAUGAACAGUGUGUGAAUUAUAAUAAAUCACACUUAGUUUCCUGUCGCGAUGAUAUUGGUCACCAAUCUGUCGAACGCACUCUUGAAUAUGUAUUUGAUCUCCCACACAAAUCGAUCCAUUCACCAUCUACAUCAAUUGAUGUUAAUUCCAUCCGGUUACUGUUGAGGGACCAGCUGCUAAGAUUUGAGGAUGGAUCAUGUUCUUGUUCCCGUCAACGGGACGGAAUAACAAUAACCAACCCUGGGUCUGGGCGGAACAAGAUUGUUAUAGAUAGCACAAGUAUUUGUGGGGACAUUAGAAUUGUACGAUAUCCAUUGCUGAUUGAAAGCUUGGCAGUGUUCAGUAGUGUCCGAGUAAAUGCGAAUGUGUGGAAAGGAAAAUGGAUGUAUGAAGUGACAUUGGAGACUGCUGGGAUCCAGCAGCUUGGCUGGGCCACUAUCUCGUGCCCCUUUACUUACCACAAGGGUGUGGGAGAUGCUGAAAAUUCUUAUGCAUUUGACGGUAAGAGGGUGAGCAAAUGGAACAAGGAUGCUAGAUCUUAUGGCCAGUCUUGGACUGUUGGGGAUGUCAUUGGUUGCUGCAUUAAUCUGGAGUCAAAUGAGAUUUCCUUCUAUAGAAAUGGAGUUUCCCUUGGAGUGGCUUUCGAUGGAAUACUUAAAAUGGAGCCUGGUUUUGGUUAUUUUCCUGCAGUUUCCUUAUCUGAAGGCGAGUGCUGUGAUUUGAACUUUGGAUCACGCCCAUUUAAGUUUCCCAUUGAUGGAUUUAAUCCUAUUGAGGAACCUCCUACCAUGCUAUUAUAUGCCUACUACUUGCUCCAAUGUUUGUCCAGGCUAUUGGAAGUGCAGCGGUUGGAUAAGCCUGAUUCGUCAUACUUUGAGAAAUUGAGAAGGUUCAAGAGGUUUGUGCCACUUGAAGGAUUAUUUCACCCAAUUUCUCAGGGGAUCUGCAGUGAGUUCUUUGCUGUAAUCAGCACAAAUAAUAGCAUUGAAUAUAUUGCAUGGGGUACUGUUAGGACAGUUUUACUAGAAAUAUUUGGUGUGCAAGCACCUCAUGAUUAUGCUAGCCUAGAUCAGGUUGUUGACCUUUUUCUCAAGUUUCCGGGAUCAAAGUCAAUGUUCCAGCAUCUUAUUGCGGCAUUGUCUUAUAGUUGCAAAACGGCACCUCUGAUUCUCACAGAUUGUCCUUAUUCUGGAUCUUACCCUUAUCUUGCACUGGCCUGCCAUGUCCUUAGGAAUGCAGCAGUUAUGGGUUCAUGGUGGAUCUCAUUUGAUUUUGAGUUUACUUUGGAAGGUUUUCUCUCCAGAAAGUGCCCAAAUAAGCAAGAUCUGCAAUGCAUGAUACCAUCUGUUUGGUGGCCUGGUUCAUCUGAGGAUAUUGGCUCUGAAAGUAGCAUGAUGUUGACUACAACAGCAUUAGCUGGAGCAUUUGAUAAGAUUGAAGAGAUGCACCGUGAGCUUUGCCUCUUGGUCAUACACUUUAUUCCACCCACAAAGUCUCAGCAGCCUGGUUCUGUGUUUAGGUCAUUUUUACAGAGUUUCAUACUGAAGAUAAGAGGUGCUGACCACAAGAUGACAUCUGCUAGUGUUUCUGGCAAUUCUGCACUAGCUUCUUUAUUCUCUGUGAUUCUUCAUUUCUUAUCUGAAGGUCUUACUUUGGAAGAUGCAUCUGGAUCUUUGAAGGGAUCAAGAACUGUCGCUGCAACUGAUGGUGGUUUUCUUCACAAGAGUGGAAGAAGAAGCUUUCCUGUGGGGCUUUUUUUUAAAGAAAGUCCAUAUUACAGUGGAUUUUCCAGGCUCGGCGGAUCAACCAGUCAUUUAAUCAAGUCUAGCCCUGUUAGUGAGGUGGAAACUGAAGUUAAGUGGGAAGAAGGCUGUAUGGAUGAUGAAUAUACAAAAGUAACACAUUCUACAAGGCAGAAACCUUGUUGUUGCUCAAUAUCUGAUGUUGAUAGUACGAGAAUACUAAAAGAUAAUAUCAGAUAUACAGCUAGAAGUUCAAAGGGUCCUUGCAGUUCUAUUUCAGAUAGAUCAGCUAAUGUUGCAGCAGAAUGUAAUGCUGGAAGUUUGAAUGAUGAGAUUGUGGACAAACCUAGUACAAGCGACCAUACAGAAGCUGAUUUUGGUUACCGGUCAUUGCAAUAUUUAGAAAAUCCACCUACUACAAGUCAGUCUUCUGCUGGUGUGCUAAGAGAAGAAGAGUUGCUUCAUGUGAUGCUUUUGCUGUACCAUUUGGGUGUUGCACCAAACUUUCGGCAGGCAUUCUACUACAUGUCGCAUCAGUCGCAGUCAAUUACUCUAUUAGAUGAUACAGAUAAACAAAUAAGAGAAAAGUCUUGCAUGGAGCAAGUAAAGCGGUUGAAAGAAGCACGCAAUGUUUAUCGAGAAGAAUUGGUUGAUUGUGUUCGGCAAUGUGCAUGGUAUCGUGUUUCCUUAUUUGCAAGGUGGAAGCAAAGGGGAAUGUAUGCUACAUGCAUGUGGGUUGUGCAGUUGUUGUUGGUGCUUAGUGAUAUCGAUUCCUUAUUCCUUUAUAUCCCUGAGUUUUAUCUGGAAGCACUGGUUGACUGUUUCCAUGCUUUACGUAAGAGCGAUCCUCCAUUUGUUUCUUCUGGAAUUUUUAUCAAGCAGGGGCUUGCUUCAUUUGUUACUUUUGUGGUCAAGCACUUCAAUGAUCCACGAAUAUCAAGUGCUGAUAUAAAAGAUCUUCUUCUGCAAUCAAUGUCAGUCUUGGUGCAGUACAAGGACUAUUUGGCUGCUUUUGAAAUGAACAAGGAAGCUCUCCAAAGGAUGCCAAAGGCACUACUGUCAUCAUUUGAUAACAGAUCAUGGAUACCAGUUACAAACAUACUUGUCCGGCUUUGCAAAGGCUCUGGAUUUGGCUCCACAAAGCAUGCAGAAUCAUCUGCAUCACUCCUUUUCCAGGUAUUACUACGAGAGAUCUGCAUCCAUAAUGAAGAAUUAUUCUCUUCUUUUCUCAAUAGACUUUUCAACACUCUUAGCUGGACAAUGACGGAAUUUUCUGUAUCCAUCCGAGAAAUGCAAGACAAUCAUCAGAUUGCUGACUUACAACAAAGAAAAUGUGGUGUUAUUUUUGACAUUUCAUGCAAUCUUGCACGGGUUUUGGAAUUCUGCACGCGUGAAAUUCCUCAAGCAUUCCUUUGUGGGCCUGUUAUGAAUCUUCGAAGGCUAACUGAGUUGAUCAUCUUUAUUCUGAAUCACAUAAUUUCAGUUGCAGAUGCUGAGUUUUUUGACUUCAGGUCUCUUCGCCGACCUGGCCAAUUUCAAGAGAAGACAAACAGGACUACCAUUCUAGCACCACUGGUUGGGAUAAUCCUUAACCUUAUGGAUGCAAGUUCUGAUCGAGUCCAGGGUGAUCUAAAUGAUAUUAUAGGGGUAUUUGCAAGCAUGGACUGCCCAACAACUGUUCAUUGUGGAAUUAAAUACCUGUUGGGCUACAACUGGAGCGGUGUAUUAAAAGGUGAUGCAUCUCUUGCGAAACUCGCACAGUUGGAGGAAUUCUCAAACUACCUAAUGAGUAGAUCAAAAGAAAAGGUUGGCAUUAGUGGGGAGGAAAUGGAGAAUUGCUGUUGCAUCUGCUACGCCUGUGACUCAGAUGCCAUGUUUAAGCCUUGCAACCAUAUGUCCUGCUUUGGCUGCAUAACCCGGCACCUUUUGAACUGCGAGAGAUGCUUCUUUUGUAAUGCAACAGUCACAUCAGUGGUUAGGAUGAAAAAAACUCGCAACUGAAAGAGCAGCUGAUGCAUGAACUCGUGUUUGUUUUUCGUCCCCAGUCGUCUGCGGUUGUAAGCAGAUUAAAAAGAUGAUUGUAGCUUCACUGGCUGCUUCGAGGCAGGACAGUAAAGAAACGGGUUUUACCAAAUUCUGACCGGGAGGGCUUCAAUGUAUAAGUUUGUUUGCCAGAAAUGGUUGUCCGGUGCUUCCGAGUUGUUCAAUGUAUUAUAAUUUAGCGGAAGAGAUGGAAAUUUUGUAGUCGCAGGGGCACGCCAGGCAAUUCCUUUGUAAAUAUGAGAUGUAAAUUAGAGGAAUAUCUCUAUCUAUUGUAAUAAAACAACGUAUAGAGACCUCUGCAAUGAGGGUUGUUGAAAAUCAUUUUCUUUAGUGUAA
Molecule: messenger RNA, 4535 nt
Organism: Dioscorea cayenensis subsp. rotundata (Guinea yam)
Lineage: Eukaryota; Viridiplantae; Streptophyta; Magnoliopsida; Dioscoreales; Dioscoreaceae
Product: E3 ubiquitin-protein ligase RKP
Exons: 11
Coding region: 351-4157 (1268 amino acids)
Cellular component (GO): cytoplasm
Molecular function (GO): protein binding; ubiquitin-protein transferase activity
Source: RefSeq, a predicted model, not a curated record